UGUUCAAAGUGCGGCAUCCGGGUGCUGAUUGUGUAUAGUUUAAUCUUUUGGGUUUUGCUUGUCUGUUCACCUGCAGAAAAAACUAGCUCUCACACGAUCUUGCCCAACUCGGACUCGAUUUUGCGAAAGUGCUGGUCCUUUGGCUUUCUUAUAGUGCUCUGUUCGGUUUGUGCCCGUCUUGCUGGUAGUCGUACCUCGCAAUGGGCAUGACAAUUGCCAAAUUCUAUACCCUUAUUAAUGAGGGCGCGUUUUAGUAGCUAAAUGUUGAUAUGGGGGAGCGUAGAAAGCAUCAGUCAGGGUGCUGGUUUCAGUUUUUCAUGAUUUUGGUAAUCGAAGACUGAUUCGCAAGUGCGAAAGAUUUCGUGUCCCGGCGGUCUUUCCAGUGCGUUUUCGUGUAAUCGGAUUCAAAGGAUGCUGUGAUUGAAGUCACAUUCUAUCCUCUCACACGGAUUCUCUGCUUCACGACGUCAUUCAAAGCAACUCAACGAUAUUGCAAACUAAAUCCGUCUUUGAGCACUCUGAUACAAGUGACGCUACAAAAUUCUUAUUUGACACUUUUGUAGCAAGCCAUUGAUUUGCAUAGUUACCAUUUUAAAAUUAUGAUGACUUUUGUAGUCAGGAGCUAGGAACCAUUUAUCGCGGUCUCUCUCUCUCUCUCUCUCUCUCUCUCUCGUAAAAAGGUGCAUCCAGGUAUAGCUAAGAAUAAGGAUAGAUAGCAACAGCGAAUGUUUUGCAUAUUGUAAAGUAAUGUCAAGUGUACCUGCUGAUCAACAAGGAGAGGCCAGGGUGACACUGUAGGCGACAAGCUGCGAAUAUCAUAUGCUUUGAGCAUCGUUGGCUAUGGAGUCUCUGGCUUUUACCACCUUAGCGGCGACAUCCUUCAGCUCCAGGAUAUCCAAUUCACAGCCCAAAUUCUGUCCAGAAGGUUGCGUGAAGUGCAGCCCAGUGUCUUUGUCUCUUUGGUCCUCAUUUCUCUCUUCGUUAAAGAGAUCUGAAUGCUCCUCCUCAUCGACGAGUUUCAGGGAAUCACUAUUAUAUGGAGAGCAGUUCAAGGCUGUCGAGAAAGUAUGUACAGUUAGAACCAACAGAAGGAUAUCUAUGCGAAGCGCUCGAGUGGCUUUCGUGGAUCAAUGUGGCUCCGAUAAUUCCCGGGACUCGAAUGCACAUAUGACGAAUGAGCAGGAUCCCAAACGAUUGACCAAUGGUCAUGCUACAUCUAUACAAGCACCAAUGGAGGAUGUAUCAGCGCGAGGGAUGGAGUUGAACGGAAUAUCCUCGAACAGAGUCACCACCUCUUCGGUAGUUGAGAAGACCAUUGUGACAGAAAAAAAGAACGUGGACGUUGAUGAACUUUGGCUUGAAAUUAUAGCGGAAGCCCGGCUGGAAUCGGAGAAAGAGCCUGCUCUUGCCUCGUACUUCUACUCAUCGGUCAUAUCUCACAAGUCUUUGGAGCGUGCUCUGGCAUUUCAUCUCAGUAACAAGUUGAGUAACCCCACUCUCCUUAGCACCCAGCUCUUUGGUCUCAUUGUGGACAUCUUCAACAGUGAUGUGGCUAUACGACGCGCCAUAAGAGAAGAUUUGAGAGCAGUUAGGGUCAAGGAUCCUGCAUGCUCCUCGUACUGUCACUGUCUCUUGUACUUCAAAGGCUUUCUCGCAUGCCAAGCGUACAGGGUCUCACACUGGCUCUGGAACAAUGAUCGGCCGUCUCUUGCAUUCUUAAUGCAAAGCCGUGUGUCUGAGGUGUUUCACGUGGAUAUUCACCCUGCUGCCACAAUUGGUUCCGGCGUCCUCUUCGAUCAUGCCACAGGGCUGGUCGUGGGUGAGACUGCCAUCAUUGGAAGCAACGUCUCCAUUCUGCACAACGUUACUCUAGGAGGGACAGGCUUGCUCGGUGACCGGCACCCGAAGAUUGGAGACGGUGUUCUCAUUGGUGCAGGAGCCAUUCUGCUUGGUAACAUUGUGAUAGGAGAGGGCGCUAAGAUUGGCUCUGGAUCUCUUGUGCUUAUCGACGUCCCACCUCAUACUACAGCUGUGGGAAAUCCUGCACGCUUAAUUGGUGGCAAACAAAGUCCCACAAAGUUGAAGGACAUCCCCAGUGAGACAAUGGAUCACACUAUCAAAGGCUGGUCCGACUAUGUCAUCUGAAUCAAAUUAGGUCUCCACUUAAUUUUAGUUAUAUCCCCAUUAGGAUUUCUGGGAUUUGAUGCACGUUGCACGUAACGAUUGUCAUUGCGACAUGCAUUGAUUCCUCAAGGUAAUGAUCAGUUAGUCUUUUUUGUGCCAAUUUACUCGCUGCAUAUUUACUAGUGACAACUCUUAAGCUAGUUACAGAACUGGUGUUUCCUGAAUCUGUUUUUCGUUGUCGUCUUGCUUCUGUUAGGCAUGUAAAAGUUUGAAUUUUUUUCC
Molecule: messenger RNA, 2406 nt
Organism: Physcomitrium patens
Lineage: Eukaryota; Viridiplantae; Streptophyta; Bryopsida; Funariales; Funariaceae
Product: serine acetyltransferase 5
Cellular component (GO): cytoplasm
Molecular function (GO): L-serine O-acetyltransferase activity
Source: RefSeq, a predicted model, not a curated record